Molecule: messenger RNA, 3717 nt
Organism: Caretta caretta (loggerhead turtle)
Lineage: Eukaryota; Metazoa; Chordata; Testudines; Cheloniidae
Source: RefSeq, a predicted model, not a curated record
AUGAGCACGUGGGCGCCCCGAGCGGGGAGCUGCCGCCACAGGCACCUCGGAUCUGAAGGAAGGAAGGAAGGAGGCGCCCAGAAUUCCAACCGCACGCGCUACUCCCGCCUGCCCAGCCCCCACCGACCCGCGGGAAAAGUCGGAGGAAGCCGCGCAUGCGCAGCAGCGAAACUGGAGGCGCGGCCAGGGAGCGAAAUCAGUCCGCAGCCAGCCGGCCGCACUGCGCGCGCACCCCCGCGGGGAGGGGGGGGAAUGGCCAGUCUGGUGCCAGGGGCAGCGGCUCUCGCCCCCGCCGCCCCGGGAGCGGCCCGCAGCAAGAAGCGUCCGGCGAGCCCGGGCAACGGCAGCGGCCCCAGCAAGAAGAAGAAGGUGCCGGCGACGGUGAACGGCCCUCAGCUAGCAACUGUAGGUACAGAGACCAUGAAUGAGAAUAAAUUUAUGACUGUGGAUCCCAAUACCGGGCCAAUGGAAGCUGCCAUCAAACCAUUGCCAUUUAAGGAUUCAAACUUCAUUGUGAAUUUCACUACGUCUGAAUUGAAACUGUUGGUAUCCACAGGCAUGAAAGCUGAGCACUCUGGCAUUGGUGGAGCAGCAGCUGGGAAGAAGAACAGAACUUGGAAGAACCUAAAACAAAUUCUUGCUUCUGAAAGGGCAUUGCCAUGGCAACUCAAUGAUCCUAGUUUGCACGUGACGAUUAAAGGAUCUGAUCUGCUAAAUUGGAAUCCUUCAUCCAUAAAAUCUGAAUCAGAUGCACGUGGGAGGAAAGAAGCUAGCCAUACUUUAAUAUCGAAGCUCCUCCUUCCUUUAAACCAGCCAAGAAAUACUCUGAUAUUUCAGGACUUCCUGCAAAUUAUACAGAUCCACAGAGCAAGCUGAGAUUCAGUAGCACUGAAGAAUUUGCUUACAUUCGGAUGCUUCCUUCAGACGUUGUUACAGGUUACCUGGCAUUAAGAAAAGCAACGAGUAUAGUCCCCUAAGACUUGCAAAAUGCCUUUGAGCAGCCAGCCACAGAUUGGGAUAACAUUAAGCGUUUUACAUAAAACUCUGGUUUGGGCGGGCGGGGGGAGUUUCUUAUAAAUUAAUAUUCAUAUUUAUGUCUGAAAGCGGCUGGUAUUGAAAGGUAUAUUCGAAAGAAUAUUUCGUUUUAAUUUUGAUACAUCUGCAUAUUUGUUAGCGUGCUGACUCUUAAGAAACCUGUUGUAGUCAACAAAAGAUCCUGAAUGUUUAGCGUGCAGUCCUGGCCCUACUGAAAUCAGUCUGAGUUUUGCCAUUUACUUCAGUGGGGCCAGGAUUUCACCCUUGCUACUGUUAAGUGCACUGAUAUUUAUCUGAGAGUGAUCUGAGCCCGGGAGUAGUGACAAAGAACUCCUGAAUUCUAAACCUGCCUUGCAUAUGGAGAAGUCACAACCUCUUUGCUUCAGUUUGCCCCCUCUGUAAUAUACUUCUCUGAAUACUGUUGUGAGGAUUAGUUAGUUAAUGUCCAUUAAGCAUACUGAAAAUGAAGAUGGCUAUACAAGUGCUAAUACGCUAAUAUUUAUAUUACAAACUUAAUUAUCCUAUUAUGGGCAGGGCGCUGGGUGGGGAAACAGAUACUGAAUAACUUGGGAUAUUUUAGCUUUCAGAUAAUCAAGAGAACUGUCAGUGUAAUUAAAAUUAUACACACAAACUAUGAUACAAGACUCAAUCAUAAUGAAUAAGGAAAAGAGGGGGAAUUAAGGUUGUACAAAUGCUGGCAUUUCCUUAACUUUUGAGUACCUGACUAUGCAACCCUAAUAAUGUUCUUUUUAAUGUAGUUUUUUGUAUGAAAUUUCCUAGGUUUUUUAAAAAGCAAACUGAAACAGAAAUUCCAUCAUUAGCAUCAUAGAAACGCCCCCAUGGUUCAUCAACAGGGUUGGAAUCUUCAGAUUCACCACACUGACCUCUGUUGCAUGAACUAGUGGAGUAACUGAUAGCAAUAGUAGUUUGGCAUCUGCUCUGUGGACCAGCACUAGCAGGGUAUUGGAUGCUUGGCCAACUGGUUUCACAGAUAUUUGUUCACAGGAGAGGAAUGAUGAGAGUUGGGAAUCUUGGCUUCCAGUCAAGGUUUUAGAGGGGAAUGUGAUCUAGUGGGCACAGCCUGUUUUUCCUGUUCCUCCUCCUGAAGCAUGAUCCCCUCUGCCUUAUCCCCUCCAACCUGUCUCUGUCCUAUCUUCUCUUCUGUGGCUCCCUGGCCCAGCCUCAUUGCUCCACAAGUCCUUGUCUCACCCUUUCUGGCAUCCAGUCCCAGUCCUCUCUCUCUCUCUCUCUCUCUUCCCCUCAAGUCUCUUUGCUCAGUUAUUCCCAGUCCCCCACCUCACUCUGAGCUCCUUGUCUUAUCUACAUGCCCAGUGAAUCCCAGUUCCCUCUCUCCUGGCUCCUCAGCCAGUCAUUCUUUCCCCAGCCCUGGCUUCCAGUGUCUCAUGCACACACACACAUCCCGUCCAACGCAUGCUCCCAGUCCCAGUCUCCCUCUCCAAGCUACUUGGCUAGUCUGUGUCUCCCCUGCUUCUGGCUCCUUCUCCCAAUUUCUUUGCCCAGCUAGUCCCAGUUUCCCCCUGCACCCAGUCUUCUCAGCUCUGUCUCCUCCUUCUCACUGCACCACUGGUUCUUAGUCCCAUAGUCUUUUAUUGAAUUUUAAUGACCAGGUUAGGGAGGAAUGGAAUCAUUGUGGUCUUGUGGAAUGAGCCUGGGAUCGUGGUAGCAGGUCUGUUCUAAUCAGAGCUCUGCCACUGACUCACUAUGUUACCUUGAGCAAAUCGCUUCAUUUCUGACUGUUUCCUUAUUUGUGAGAUGGGUCUAAUGGUACUUAGGAGUCUAAUCUCCCAUUAAUGAAUGUCUGUACUGUGUUUUUCACACAGGCCUGUGGAAGUGCUAAUUAUUAUUAUUAUAGAUUUUUCUCUACUGCAGGGAUGUAUACACAGAGUACUGUCAACAUUAGCUUACUUCCAAGCCCUAAACAGGAAGGUUAAUUAAUGGGAAAUUUCAAAUGUAUAGGAUGUAGCUGGGAUUUAAUGCCCAUUUUUUUUAUGAUCCAAUACUUACAAAACUAAGUCAAUUAAAAAAAUCUUUUUGACGUGCUUACAACAGGUCCCUCAAAUCCUUGGAUAAUGCCAUGACUAUAUCCCAGAACAGAAAAUAAUAAGACAGUAUAUCUCGCUUGAUGCCAGAAAACAUCAAGGCCACAUUCCCUUUGCGUAUAUGUUUUUAAAGGGAUGUUUUCUCCUUACUUUAUGUACUGAAGAUAUGUUUAAGAUAGGCUUAACUUUGAUAUGAAAAGAAAUCUUGUAGUACUACUGUAAGAUAAGUAUUGCUUUGACUAGGCAGACAGCUGCUCAGAAAGUUGGAUUUCAGCACAGGUUAUUGGCUCCCACAAACACAUUUAAAAUUCUUUUGGUACAAAUCCACAUAGGAACGCUUUUAGAGUCCACUUCCUCCCCCCCCUUUGUUGUUGUUGCCAUGUUGGUCUCAGGCUAUGAGAGAGACAAACUGGGUGAGGUAAUAUAUUUUAUUGGACCAAAUUCUGUUGGUAGGAGCUACUGAGCUUCCCAGAACCUUUUAAAGUCCCUAGCAGGAGGGCUGUUGGGGCAUAACUGUGGGGGAUCAUACAAUGUCAAUGUGUAACCAAAUUUGUUACAAAGUUUCUACUGUACAGCAUAUAUAUUUAUGUAUAUACAUUAAAUAUCACAUUUGAAAACCUGA